AUCAUCGAACAUCAAAAUAAACUUUCCAUGGACACACCGGCGGCUCCUCUGGAGCAGGAUGGAGAGAUAUAUGGCGGUAUAAUGCAGUGUGAGCAGCAGCUGAAGACCACACUGCACUGUGAUGACAAGGAGAAGCUUCGUAGGAAGUUGGCACUGUUACAAAGGGAGUACCUCAGGACAGCUGAGAAACUACAGCGUGCUGAGCGUUUGGAUGCAGUGCGGAGACAUGUGAGGAGUAGGAUUGAUCAGCAGAACCACCAGGACCAGAGAGACCCAGAGGUGACAUCUAACCCCAGUCUCAACCCAUCUCCAUUGAUACCAAACACCACCAAUGGGACAGCCACAAGUGAAGCUCAGUGCCAGGGACACACUGAAGGUCCAGCAAAUUCUGAUAACUCCAGGAAGAGCCAGGUGAUCAGGUUCCUGCUCCCUUCUGAUGCUGCUUGCCCACAAACUGCAGAUCCCAGCCAUGACACAGCUAGAGGUCACAGACCCAGUUCUGGCCUGUGCCUCAGGUCUCGGCGCAGCCGCCUGCGCCUGGAAAGGAGGAGUGCUGAGGCUGGCAGGAGCACGGACGACAACAGUGAAGAAGGACUGGGGCAGAGUGAAAGUGUGGAGAAUAUUAAAGCAGGAGAAAGUGAAGAGAGAGUGAAAAUAGAAGAAAGAGAGGUUGUGAAUGAAAGUGAAGAGCUAUUUUCUGGUACAGACUCCGAGUCUCCCUCUCUGCUGCUUACACACUGGAACACUUGUGGACAAACUGAAACAGGAGGUAUCGUGGGAAAAGAUGUACAGGGACAACAGGAACCAAGGGAAAAAGAGAUCGAGCUGAGCGCUGAAGGAAAAAAAGAAUCAGAGUCAACAUCUUUGCUGCUCACACACUGGAACCCUGCUAUACACACUGAAGGGAGGGAACAAGAUGGUGCACAAAAUGGAAGAAGAAAGGAGAUAAAAGGAGGAGGGGAAGAUGGGAAUAGUAGAGAACAGAGUGAUAGAAGGCUGUAUGAAGACAGCAGCAAUAAAGAUACUGCGGCAGAGAAAAUGGAAACUGAAAAAAGCCAUGAUAACAAAGCUGAAAUAAUAGAAGAAAAAAGUGAGAUGGCUGAAGGAGAGCAUGAUGUAAAGGGUGUGAGUCUCUUGGACUCCUGUACCCUAGUGGAAGGACUACUUUUCCCAGCAGAGUACUACGUACGAACCACAAGACGUAUGACAUUUUCUCAGAGCCAGCCUGACAUGCAGGCCGUCAUACUCUCCCAGCUGAGCAUGGGACGACGUCGCAGGAGCCAGGGCUGUGGCCGUGGUAGAGGAUUGAACAGGCACACACACAACCUUGAGCAUUCAGAUCAACACACUCACGCCGGUUCCUCAUCACUGACGCCUGCAUCUUCAGGUCCUCAUACGGAAUCACAGUCUGCUGAUACAUCUGCUGAGCUCAACAGUCAGAACUCCGGUGGGAUUUCAGAUCAAACCUCAGCUUGUCAGAUCGACAUGGACGCUUCUUUUUCUCCCACGGUUACAACUACUCGUCCAGCAAGAGGUAGGAGGAAGAGAAGAGGCAGGGGCAGAGGGAGACCUCAGACCCCACGAAGCUCUCUCAGUUUAGACACUCAUCAACUGGGCCUUGGACAAACCUCAGAUAAUCCCCAGCCCACGAGCUCCCUGGGCUCUUCCUCGCCAUCUCUCCAUGUAGCUGAUGGACCAAAGCCCAGCUUCACUCCAGGAGAAGCUGUUCUAGUGCGGGACGACCCCCUGCCUGUGUCCACCCACGGCACAGAUACACAGCCUUCCUCUGGAGAUCGGUCUGACUCUACCUCUGGACAUCUGGAGAAGGUCUAUCCCAUCUUUCUGAAGAACAGUGGCAGGACUAACGGAUCCUCACAGAUGAGUAGAAGUGCAGCAAGCUGGCGGUCCCUCCUCUUGCCCUCUUCUCCAUCUGCCCAGUCGUCUCUGCUUCCUCUGCCCUCCCAGUCCCCCGGCCUGCUGGUCAACAACCUCACGAACUUCGACAUUCCACAAGAUUUUCAUCUCCCCGAUGACCAGUUUGCCUCCCUAAAGCUGCACAAGCUCCGUCAAGUUGCUCUGGAAUCAGGGGUCGAAUAUUUUACAUCACCGUCUUGCAAUACACGCAGCAGCAGCCGCCGCUUUGGCGCUCAUUACAGCAGCAGUGACCCAGCGAUGCCUCUUCCACUUCAGCUCAGCCUCACGCCCACAAUCACAACCUCCCCCCAUCCCACUGAAGCAAAACAAGCUGCUACACAGUCUGUAGACCCGCAGAACAUGUCAGUAGAGCACAAGCUCACAGAUAAAUUGACAAGCCAGCAAACUGAAUGUUCAUUAGAUCAAAAUAUUGCAGAAACCCCUGGAGAGCAGCAGACUGAAAACCCUUACCCUGAGUGUCAGACUCACACCACCUCCACAGAGUCUGUGUCAGUGGUUCAAGAUUGUGCUGCUGACUGUGUUGAUCAAAAUAAAGAGCAACAUACUGUGAUUCUAGAUAUUGACCACCCUGUCAACCCACAGCCUCACAUCAACUUUGCAGACAGACCUGCAGGCCAGGUGAAUGAUGAUAUCAUCAGGCGUUCAGAUGAACUUCAAAUAAAAGAGUCUUCUGUUAUUUCAUCAGAGGAACGAACAGAUUGUCCUACUGUGCUCCGCCCUUUAGCGGAUCAGCAGUUUACAAACCACCAAGCAGAAGACAAAGCUAUCAUCAAGACUCUUUCCUUUAAUGGCCCUCUACAGGAAUCCUCCGAGGAGCCUUCUAACAGCUGCACUGCUGCACAGUUAUGUGACGACAGUGACUCUCCUGUGCAGCAUCUGAAUGCUGCUAAAGAUUCAAAUGAAUCCUCUGAGCCCACCACAAGUCCUGCCAGAGACAGAUUGCUGGACAAUGAGAAUCAGGACAAGUGUUUACUGCAGCACAGAGUCCACUCUCAGCUCCUGUUGAGCCCUGUGGCAUCAGCACCCUUUGUAACCCCGCACAUGCCCUCCUCUGCUCUCCUCUCCAGCCCCGCAUUACCAUCCCUAGGACUCACCCCACACAAUAUCUCUGCUGCCCUCCGUUUGACCUCCUCUCCCAGUACCCCACCUCUCACCCUGCCUCCCCCUCAUAGCCCGUCCACCCAGGCCCUCUCCCCUCCUGUUCUGACUCCCUGUCCAUCCCUCACUUCUGUCCCUUCAAGCCAGCCGCCCACCUCCCCCGCUGUUCAGAUUCAGGCUUCACCUGAGCCGGUAUGUACCGAUGAUGACCGCCCGGCUGUAUCCAGCAUCCAGUCACAGGGCUCAGGUGGGCAGGUGGGGACAGCAGACGAACACAUGAUGAGAUGCACACACACAUUGAAGGCCCCAGCAGGAGGCUGUCUGGUGGAUGUGUGCUGUCUAUCCAGGUCCUCAGGUGGUUUGUAUGUCGCAGCAGCUGGAGAGUGGGCAGUGUGUCUCUGGAGUCAGACCUCAGCUUCUGACUGGAGCUUAACACACACCUGGGCCUUCAAUGAGCCAGUGAUCAAUUUGUUUCCAGUCCCAGAUGCUGCUGGGCUGAUGUGUGUGACUCUGGGUCAACUGGAAAUCAGAGAAGUGAGGACCCUGUCGUGCUCCAGCCUCUCACAAGUGCUGCUCUCUAAGGAUGUCGUCCAGGCUGUCGUUGGUGUGUCCAAGUCCAGAGUGGUUACAUCCUCCCACUCAGCCUCUGGUUCCACCCUGCAGGUGUUUACGCUGUCAGACAGCGGCAGCACAUCGAGCUCUCAGCCUCUCAUGUCUCCUGGUGUUUGUGUCGGGGCUCUCGCUCCUGUGGACGAACUUUCAGAUGCUCUGAUCGGCUCUGACGAGGGCGGACGCCUCUUCAUCUGGAAUUUAAAGACUGGACAGCUGCUGCGGAGAAUCAUCCUCGGAGAUGAGUUAUCACACACAGCCUGUCUGCGAGGAUACUCCUCUUUGCAUGGAGUGCUAUUCGUCCUGCUGCAGCACCAGUUGCUGAGCUCCCUGAAUGAAGAAGAAAAAGAAGCCACAGCCAAAGAGCGGAUGUUUUUGGACGAAGGGAAGGAAGAGGAAAGGAAGAAGACCGUCCUGUUCUCCUUGGUGGCCCUUAACCCUCUAAGUGGAAAAUCUAUCCUGGCUACUCGGGUGUAUCCGCCCAAAGCCUGGUCUGGCAGGCUGUGCGAAGCUGAUGUCAACAGCUCCAGCGUGGUGGGCCUGAGUCAGAGCGGCAGUGUGUGCGUGUGGGAGCUCGGGCGCAGGGGGGCCUCGAGGAUGGUGUGGGCUCCUGAGAGCGAGGGCUGGCAGCUGGCUAGAUGGGGUGGAGGAGGUACUCUGGUGACUGGUCAUCACAACGGAGAUGUUUCUCUACACUGCUACAGCACGAGUCAGACUUCACUCUGCCACUAAUAUUUAAGGGAUAGUUUUGGAAGUGGAGAUGUAUGAGGUACUCAUCCAAACCCAGCGUAUUUGAUAUUGAUAUUUUUUGGUUGGACUUUUUUAGGAGACUAAAAAUGUGAUUUACAGUUUCCCCCAUCCGCAGCAGUACAUUGCUCAGCUUCCGUGACAGUACUCCUGCCUGCUUCUUCAAACUUGAAAAUCACCGACCGCCAUCUACUGUAGGAAAUACACUGAGUGUGGACCUUAUACAACCCCACUUCAAAAAAUCCAAACUGUCCCUUUAAAGACUCUAUGAUUACUUUUAUCAAGUAAAUAUUUCACUGUAUGAAAGUUUACAUGAAGGUUUUAACCUUUUAAAAUACUUCACUAUCACAUUUGUUAACUCAACUUGAUCCUGAGCACGUUGCAAAGAGGUUUUUGUCGCUUCCCUUAAAGACGUUUCAGCUUGACGAAAUUCAUCUUUCAUGUACAGGAGUGUCACUGUAAUAUCCAUAUUCCACAAGUCAUUUGCUGUUCCUAAAAUAACCUCAACGAGACUGAAUCUUUAAAAGUGGAGUGCUUCUAAAUUGUGUUUGUUGUCCUGCAGCCUUUCUACACUGUUUUUAGAGUAACACACACUGAACCUCUUCAUGUGGGAAUGUUUACAUGAAGGUGGAUUUUCACUUUUUAGACCACUAUGUUCCCAAAACUGACUGUGUUCUGUUACUGCUGCUGUUUGACUGUUCGUUCCUUUUCUGUCUUUAAUACAUUGUUGUAUUUCUUAUAUUUAAAAAAAAGUGUUGCCAAAGUUUUCUUUUAUAAUUUACAUUAAAC
Messenger RNA from Epinephelus moara (kelp grouper), 5178 nucleotides. RefSeq names its product partner and localizer of BRCA2 (gene palb2). Gene Ontology annotation, molecular function: DNA binding; protein binding. The transcript has 13 exons. Lineage: Eukaryota; Metazoa; Chordata; Actinopteri; Perciformes; Serranidae. Bases 28 to 4374 code for a protein of 1448 amino acids. The record is from RefSeq and is a predicted model, not a curated record. Gene Ontology annotation, biological process: double-strand break repair via homologous recombination. Gene Ontology annotation, cellular component: nucleoplasm.